CUUAUGGGACACAGGAGUGAUAUAGGGGAGGUUAAUAAAUCGCGCGAGUCUCAUCACAAUAAACGAUGAGAACGAUCAGCUGAUCGUAAGGGAAAGACGCCAUGAGAGAGGAUAUAUAAGGCAUGUAUAUAUAUAUAUAUAUAUUAUUGGAAAAACAUAUGUGUGUUGAGAGGUGAAAGAAACAUGAUGAGAAAGUUAUGCAAUUUACUCCAAAUAAAACUGAUAAUAGUGCAUGAGAUACACAUGAGUAAAAGCUGUAAGUGAAAAAAAAUGAUUCGCAGGAAUAGGACAAAAUAUAAGCUGUUCGUGAUCGCCCUCAUCCUGGGCACAACAAUAUUAUAUUGUGAAUUUCUUGCCUAUGAGAUUCAGCGUUUUAAAUGGGCUGGGAGGGAAUGUAACGAAUGCGUCAAGAUAUUGCUUGUUGCAGAUCCACAAAUACUGGGCGAAAAAAAUGAAAAUUAUUUUGGCGCGUGGUUUGCCAGAUGGGACAGUGAUAGAUAUUUAGCGAAAACAUUUGGCAGAGCUAUGAGCCACGCCCAGCCUGACGUGAUAGCAUUUCUUGGAGAUCUUAUGGACGAGGGUCACAUCUCCACAAUGCAAGAUUUUAGUAGAUAUAAAACUAGAUUUGAUCGUAUAUUUCAAACUCCUGAGCAUAUUUUGACAAUUUAUUUGCCUGGGGAUAAUGACAUUGGAGGAGAGGAAGAUUCUGUAUCAGCAGCCAUUCAUAACAGAUUUAAAUUCGCCUUUUCUCAGCCAGACUCUUUAACUCACAAAAGUUUGAUUUUUUUCAAGGUGAAUCGAUUGACUCAUUAUAUGCCAAAAGCGCCUCAAGAUGCCUUCCUUAAUGAAUAUACAGAAAGAAAUACAACGAAUAUUAUACUCAGUCAUAUGCCAUUGUUAUUCACAUCUGGUUCAUUUGUAAAAAAUGUAAUUAAGGAACUCUCACCUCAGGUGAUUUUCACAGCUCAUGAGCACAAAGCAAUGCAUUUGAGCCUAGAUACGACGAUAGAUGAAUUGAGUGAUAUUUGGAUCUUACCGCCCCAUGAAACCCCUCUCUAUCAGCUGCGUUUAGACAUGGGUGACAUACAUGAACUGCAAAUACCAACUUGUUCAUACAGAAUGGGUACAUCCAACAUGGGCUAUGGAUUAGCCUAUAUUGAUACACGUGACAAAUCAGUGGAUUUUACAAUAUUAUGGCUACCUGAAAGAUUUCCUAAACUAAAGGGAUACCUCUGGAUAUUCUCCAUCGUCAUGAUUUUCAUUAUGUCUAGUUUUAUUUGCAACUGCUGUGUCUGGUCAACUCACGUAGCCUAUUCACACUUACCUGCUGUGUAGUCGAAUUAAAUAAUUUUAUAUAUUA
Diachasma alloeum is the source of this 1360-nucleotide messenger RNA. It is a transcript of the gene Mppe, whose product is annotated as metallophosphoesterase 1 homolog. Gene Ontology annotation, cellular component: endoplasmic reticulum. Gene Ontology annotation, biological process: GPI anchor biosynthetic process. The record is from RefSeq and is a predicted model, not a curated record. The coding region runs from base 271 to 1335 and encodes 354 amino acids. The transcript is spliced from 7 exons. Lineage: Eukaryota; Metazoa; Arthropoda; Insecta; Hymenoptera; Braconidae. Gene Ontology annotation, molecular function: hydrolase activity.